CGACUGCCUGGUUGCACAGCUUCGUACUUUGCGCUUCACUUUGCAUAGGUAUAGCUGUAAGGAUAACACAAAACCCACCAAGCAUUGUUCUUCCGUCUUCGGAUCCAGAGUUGGUUAACGUCGAUUGUAACGUUACGGCUGAUGAAACACAAUUGACGGUACUUGUUUUAGAACAUGAAGUCAACGAAAACGUCUGGAUGAUGAUUGGAAUAAGAGACUCUUCAGAUUUACCACUAACAUUGCUACACAAUUUAGGAAUGGAAAACAUAUCAUUAUCGGGCAAGUUGGAUGCUAACAAACCAUCAGAGAGUUACCUUCGUUUGACGUUUGCUGUAUUGGAAGUGGCUUGUCCAUAUGUGUAUUCAUUUCGGUGUGGUCUAUUAGGGAUUUCAGUUUCUCCAACCCUGGUCUUAAACGUAACAUUGGCACCAUCGGACGUACGUUUGUGGGCUACGAUCGACGAUCAUAGCGUAGGCACAGGAACACCAGACAAACCCAUUUCUGUCAGCGUCGGGCAAGAAUUAACUUUGACGUGUUCUGCCAACAUUGGCCUAAACAAAAAUGAAACAGAAGUUUACUGGAUUCGCUGGGAGGAGGCAAAUAUGAAUCAGGCCAAUAUCUGGCAUCCCCAAAACACUCAGUAUACGUUCACUGAAUCUGACUGCUCCUACGUUCAGAAUGCUACUGUUUCACUUAACACGACGGACGUACUCGGAAGGAUUUUGGUGGCGUGCUUUGUACAACCAAGUCAUAGCGGGGUGGUAUACCUCAUAGUGGGUGACCAAGACUCUACAGAAACAACUACGGUUAAUUCAACAAGCGACCAACACUCUACAGAAACAACUACGGUUAAUUCAACAAGCGCCCAAUACCCUACUGAGACAACUACGGUUAAUUCAACAAGCGGCCAAGACUCUACAGAAACAACUACGGUUAAUUCAACAAGCGACCAACACUCUACAGAAACAACUACGGUUAAUUCAACAAGCGCCCAAUACCCUACUGAGACAACUACGGUUAAUUCUACAAGCGACCAACACUCUACAGAAACAACUACGGUUAAUUCAACAAGCGACCAACCUUCUACAGAAACAACUACGGUUAAUUUAACAAGCGACCAACACUCUACAGAAACAACUACGGUUAAUUCAACAAGCGCCCAACACCCUACUGAGACAACUACGGUUUAUUCAACAAGCGACCAACACUCUACAGAAACAACUACGGUUUAUUCAUCAAGCGACCAACACUCUACUGAGACAACUACGGUUUAUUCAACAAGCGACCAACACUCUACUGAGACAACUACGACUAUGUCAACAAGCGCCCAACACCCCGCAGAAUCAACAAUGGCUAUUUCAACAGGCGACCAACACCCUACAGAAACAACCACGGUUAAUUCAACAAGCGCCCAACACUCUACAGAAACAACUACGGUUAAUUUAACAAGCGCCGAACACCCUAUUGUGACAACUACGGCUAAUUCAACAAGCGACCAACACUCUACUGAGACAACUACGGUUUAUUCAACAAGCGACCAAUACCCCGCAGAAUCAACAACGGCUAUUUCAACAGGCGAUCAACACCCUACAGAAGCAACAACGGCUAUUUCAACAGCACAGCCAAGUGCAACCACAGAUAUUGACGUGUGUACCGCACUUGCUCCUUGUUAUAACGAUGGGACGUGUGAAAACCUGGACGGUUACUACAGAUGCAACUGCCCUUAUGGAUGGAGCGGACAAAACUGCAGCCAAGAUAUUGACGAGUGUGUCACACUAUCACCAUGUAUGAACAACGGGACAUGUGAAAACCUAAACGGUUCCUACAGUUGCAUUUGCCCUCAAGGAUGGAGCGGACAGAACUGUAGUCAAGAUAUUGACGUGUGUACCGCACUUGCUCCUUGUUAUAACGAUGGGACGUGUGAAAACCUGGACGGUUACUACAGAUGCAACUGUCCUAAUGGAUGGAGCGGACAAAACUGCAGCCAAGAUAUUGACGAGUGUGUCACACUAUCACCAUGUAUGAACAACGGGACAUGUGAAAACCUAAACGGUUCCUACAAUUGCAUUUGCCCUCAAGGAUGGAGCGGACAAAACUGUAGUCAAGAUAUUGACGUAUGUACCGCACUUGCUCCUUGUUAUAACGAUGGGACGUGUGAAAACCUGGACGGUUACUACAGAUGCAACUGCCCUUAUGGAUGGAACGGACAAAACUGCAACCAAGAUAUUGACGAGUGUGUCACACUAUCACCAUGUAUGAACAACGGGACAUGUGAAAACCUAAACGGUUCCUACAGUUGCAUUUGCCCUCAAGGAUGGAGCGGACAGAACUGUAGUCAAGAUAUUGACGAGUGUUCCACACUGGCUCCUUGUUAUAACGGAGGAACUUGUGAAAACCUGGACGGUUACUACAGAUGCAACUGCCCUAAUGGAUGGAGCGGUGAAAACUGCAGCCAAGAUAUUGAUGAGUGUACCACAAUGGCUCCUUGUUAUAACGGUGGGACGUGUGAAAACCUGGACGGUAACUACAGAUGCAACUGCCCUGAUGGAUGGAGCGGACAAAACUGUCGUCAAGAUAUUGACGAGUGUGUCACACUGUCAUCAUGUAAGUUCAACGGGACAUGUGAAAACCUAAACGGUUCCUACAGUUGCAUUUGCCCUCAAGGAUGGAGCGGACAGAACUGUAGUCAAGAUAUUGACGAGUGUAUCACACUGGACCCUUGUUUUAACGGAGGAACAUGUGUCAACCUGGAUGGUUCCUACAUAUGCAACUGCCCUCAAGGAUGGAGAGGAGAAAACUGCAGUCAAGAUAUUGACGAGUGUGCCACAAUGGCUCCUUGUUAUAACGAUGGGACGUGUGAAAACCUGGACGGGUACUACAGAUGCAACUGCCCUAAUGGAUGGAACGGACAAAACUGCAGCCAAGAUAUUGACGAGUGUACCACACUGGCUCCUUGUUAUAACGAUGGGACGUGUGAAAACCUGGACGGUUACUACAGAUGCAACUGCCCUAAUGGAUGGAACGGACAAAACUGCAGCCAAGAUAUUGACGAGUGUACCACACUGGCUCCUUGUUAUAACGGUGGGACAUGUGAAAACCUGGACGGGUUCUACAGAUGUAAUUGCGUUCAAGGAUGGAGCGGACAAAACUGCAGUCAAGAUAUUGACGAAUGUAUCACAUUGGCUCCUUGUCAUAAUGGAGGGACUUGUGAGAACCUAGACGGUUUCUACAGUUGCAACUGCCCUCAAGGAUGGAGCGGACAGAACUGCAGUCAAGACAUCAACGAAUGUGGUACUCAGUCUGUAUGUGGAGAAGACAAUGUAUGUCAAAAUCUGCCUGGCAGUUACAGAUGUGUUUGUGCCACUGGAUGGACUGGGAGCAAUUGUAAAACUGACAUAAAUGAAUGUUCAUCAUCUAAUUUUUGUGAGAAUCGGGGUUUAUGUUACAAUCUCAUAGGAACCUUUCGCUGUAUUUGUUCUGCAGGAUGGAAUGGGACCAAUUGUGAAAAUGAUGUUAACGAAUGUUCAACGUCUUCAUCAUGUGACACCAAUGCAAUGUGCUCGAACACACCUGGCAGUUUUAACUGCUUCUGUCAUUCGGGAUAUAUUGGCGACGGGAAAACAUGUACACAGAGAGUCUUACUUGACCUGCCCUCCUCCGCUACUAACUACUUAUACAGAGGUGACGAUACGGUUUAUGGUGCCUUCUAUAUUAGUGGUGGACUAGAUUAUUUUGGCAAACGUCAUAACUAUGCUUACGUGAGCAUGAACGGUUACAUAUCACUUGGCCGUAGAAUCAGUUUAAGGAAUCCAAUAACAUCUUCUAGCUCUUGGAAGAAUGUGAGGUAUCCAAUAAUCGCUCCUUUGUGGGCAGACAUCGAAACCGGCGGUGUGUAUGGAGAAUCAGGAUUAACCGUUUACUCAACCACUAACAGAUAUACCAUUCAGCAAUAUUUUGAAAACGCGUUUUCAGAUGAUCAUUUCAAACCACGAUUUUGUUUGGUUGCGACAUGGAAGAAGGCAGUGCCCUACCCAUAUUCUUCAAACGUAAAAUAUGAGAGUGCUGAUUUCCAAGUAGCCAUCGCCACAAACAGAUCGUAUACGUAUGUACUGUUCAACUAUGAUCAACGGAACUUUACAUGGCGUUCGUCUGGUGGACGAAAUGUCAUCGUCGGAUAUUCGACGUCUACGUUGUCGGGCAGUAUUAAGUAUUCAAAAUACAGCUACACAAGGGUCAACAAAGGCAGUAAUGUGGGUUUAAAUGGACGAUGGCGAUACCCAGUUAGUUACCACACUAGUCCUGUAGUACGUGCCAACGCACUUUGUCUGGACUGGUAUUAUGAUAGCUCAGCUCAAAGUAUGCUAUCAUAUGCUCGUCGAUAUAUUCGUGAGCCAUGCCCUUGCACUCGCACACAAGCACAAAGAGAUAAUCGCUUCAGUUACUAUGGAUAUUCCAACGGGUUAUACUUGUACAGGUCGCGAUGGACAAGAUGGCCAUAUAGUUCCCGACAGCUUUGCCAUUAUAAACGUCAUUCAUGGAGUAGCGGUUUUCUGUACAGAGGCCCAUAUAACGGUGGCUACCUUCUAUCCUAUGACUCUCGAAUCGGAGUUCCGGACGCUUACAGUAACUGUUGCGUGAGAAGUCGGAAGUACUGUUCAUUGUUUUACUCUAAAAACCCAUCCGACACAUGCACUGGUUAUAGGCCACCAUCUUGGAGACCAUCUGGAGGUGAUCCUCAUAUUUCCACAAUAGACGGCGCCAAGUAUACGUUUAACGGGCGUGGAGAAUAUGUACUGGUGCAACAUACUUCAGAAAAUAUUUCGAUGAUCGUGCACGUAAGAACGGAACUGAUGAAUGAAGAUGACACGGAUGCCACCAUCUUUACAGGAAUGGUCGCACAGGAGACGGAGCAUGGUGUUGGUGAUAGAGUUGAGGUCAUACUUAACAAAACGAGCAACAUGUCAGAUAUAUACAUAAAUGGCAAUUUAACUGCAACGUUUGGGAGUGAUAUGACUCAACCUGUCUCUAUCGAAGGACAAAGAGUUAGUUUGUUCAAUGAUUCUGAGCGACUAGUGAUGACCUUUGAAUCAGGAGCUUCAUUUCAGGUUUCCGUUCACUCCAUCCUUGAUAUUGUAUCUUCUAUGCCCGAAAAUGAAGAAUUCAAGGGGAAUAUCCGUGGGCUUCUUGGCAACAACGAUGGAGACAGUAGUAAUGACUUCGUACUAAGGAACUCGUCUGUGCUACUCAAUACGUCUUCGGAAGAAGAGUUAUUUGCUUUUGGGGAAUCCUGGAGGAUUCAAAAGAACGAAUCUUUAUUUGACUACACGCUGGUGAACAAAUCAUAUGAGUAUUUCAAUAACAUUUCAAUUCGACCUCACAAUUUCCUUAGCGAUAUGGUAGAUGGAAUGUCGGGAUACAUUGAAAAGCAUUGUCCUGGUUCGACAUUUACAACGGAAGAUGUUGAAGUUUCCUGUGGCAGUAAUGUUGCUUGCAAAGUUGAUGCCAUUGCUACAUGCGAUAUAGAAUUCGGGAAGGCCUCGAAAAGUAACGAGGAAGAAGUUGAAGCUGUAAACGUUGCCAUAGGUUAUAUUAACAACUCAAUUCAAAUCGCUUUUGGUUAUUACCUUUGA
Molecule: messenger RNA, 5630 nt
Organism: Mya arenaria
Lineage: Eukaryota; Metazoa; Mollusca; Bivalvia; Myida; Myidae
Exons: 31
Coding region: 198-5630 (1810 amino acids)
Biological process (GO): cell-matrix adhesion
Molecular function (GO): calcium ion binding
Source: RefSeq, a predicted model, not a curated record